UUGUUAUUGUCGUGUUCCGAGCAAAUGUGAAACAGAUGAGUUUAUGGUGUUUGUUUGAGUGCAAUAACAGUGAAUGAUGUUAAAAGCAAGUGACGUAUCAAAACAAAAAUAAGAGAUAUCGCACCUGGAGCGAAUUAUCAUAACGAAAAUGAAUAUCUCAGGAUUUCUGAUGACCCUAACGUGACACAAUGUUCUCCAAUAAGAACUACAAAAUUCUAACCUACAUAUUCGGUUGCAUUCACAUCUUCUUGGUGCUGGUUGUACUCAGCCAGGGUGCGGUUCCAAUCGUAACAGACUGGAUAGCUGCGAUAGCAAUAAUCACGCCAUGUGCCUUAAACAUAAUUUUCACACUAUUUUGGAUGAUUGGAAUAGGAUUGAAACGACCGUCCAUGAUCAAUCUGUUCAAAAGCUUCACUUACUCUCAAAUGGUGCUAAUAGCAGCUCUCACAAUAGGCUUCAUUGUGCUGUGUUUUAUGAAUGGAGGCCAAUUUCACCUAUACAUAAUGAUCUUCAUAGUCCUAUCACUUUUCGUGCUCUCGGUGAUCGAGCUCUUUGUGGCCAUCGGUGGACAGCGCGCCAUAAUGGAAGAACUGGUAGGUUCCCGGAUGAGAGCCGUCGAAAUGACUGAGUGGAACAGCUAAAGUUAGCCCUUUUGAACAUGGACUCGCAUGCGCACAAUACUACAACGAAAUGAGAUUAAGUUAGUUUUUAUGUCCCAAUAGAUGCAUGAACAAAUGAAACAGAAAGCUUUAAUCAUGUGUGUAUGAAUGCUUACCACGUGCUAACUUAUGCCUUCGAUGUAAUACAAAAUACUAAAUUGUGAUACAAGUACAAA
Armigeres subalbatus is the source of this 835-nucleotide messenger RNA. RefSeq lists its product as uncharacterized. The record is from RefSeq and is a predicted model, not a curated record. NCBI's taxonomy places the organism in Eukaryota, Metazoa, Arthropoda, Insecta, Diptera, Culicidae. Bases 189 to 641 code for a protein of 150 amino acids. The transcript has 5 exons.